UAGGUUCAGUGGUCACGGGUUCGAACUUUGGUCCUUUAAUUCCCGACUUCACUAUUAUCAAGUCACCUGAUGUUGAAUUAAAUCAUGUGACGGGUGCUUGUCGUAUAUAAACAAGCGUGCACGCCUCCAUGCACAGAUAGGAUCUCCGUACACACCAUUUUCCAUCUAUAAACUUGUUCAGACAGCUUCUCGCAUUAUUAAUACUGAGCCAAGUGAAGCGAAUCAUGAAGUACAUGUACGUGGUGUUGGUGUUAUGUGCGGCUGUUGUGGUGUUCGGCCAAGCCCCCAUACCCCACAGGCCACCGAGGGGUUUCGUGUACCCGGCCAGCGAUCCGUGCAAGGCACCUGUAGAAUUCAAGGCAUUCAUCGACGUGUCUUGCCCGGACUGCAAAGCGGCCUGGCCUACAUUUCAGAAGGUUGCUGAGUAUUACAACAAUGCUUCCACGUCACUGGUUGCCUUCGAAGCAAUCAUCUUCCCCUUGCCAUUCCACCGGGCAGCAUUCCCAGCGGCACAGGCAACUUACAUUCUCCGGAAUUUGAAACCAACUGCUAUAUACACCUGGUUUAAUUACAUCUUCAGCCAUCAGAGCAAGUACUACAAUGACGCCAUCUUGAACACCAGUCAGUCAGCAGUCCACAUGUUGUUGGCUGAGGACAUCUACGCAGCCACUAGUAUCUCAAAGAGCGAAAUCCUUACCCACUUCAAGGACACUGAUCCAUCCAGGGAAGAAGAAAUAGUCAUGUGGAAAUAUGGAUGCACGCGAACGGUGUCUGGCACGCCCACUGUUUUCAUCAAUGGCAUCAGUGUGGACUUUUCCCUCACGUGGACUCUGGACGAUUGGAGGAAGGUCAUUGACCCUUUGAUUUACAGCGCCGAGGACACGUACUACAUGCCGAAGACCUGCCCCGCAGGAGAGGCGGAGUGCAAGUAUCUGCCAGGGAAGAUGGAGUGCUGCUUGAACGGCGAGUUUUGCAUUCCCAACGUGGGCUGCCGAUGCUAGUUAAGUCGGGACCGGUCAACGACACAGCAUGAACCGACAAAAAAGAUAUGAUAAAAAUUAGAUGCAGCUCAGGGACAUUAUUAUCAUUAUGCUGUUAAAUACAUCAUCCGUAUGAGUCUGAAAUUCAACUGCACAUGCGUGCAUCGAGACUUUGCCAUUUAGGCAAAGCACUGCGUAAAAAAUCUAUGGAGAACCUAUCAAUUAAAAUAAUUGAAUAGAAUUUUUAGAAUUGGUAAGAAUUCUUCAGAUUCUUUUUGCACACGCUUAUCUUAGUUUGUUACUUUGUCCAGUGACAUCGACAAAAAGAGUGAUGUGCGCAUGUGUAGUUGCAUACAACUGCAGCUUGUUACCCAAUGAACUUGUGUAUUUAAUCAAGUUAUUGACAUGGAGCCAUAUUAUUGGUACAAAGGCGAUUGUUUCUUUUUUUAUUUAGACAGUAAAUUUUAGCUCUGGAGUUAUACAUUAAAUCUAAGGCAAUUACGGUCGCCAGUGGGUAUUAAACGAAUAAUCUCGACCGGGUGUUUAAGAGGGUGACCAAACUUUAAAAUUAAAUGGUAAAUGACGAAAUCUGUUGCGUACACUGAAGAUAUAUACUUUCAGAGGCUGAUUUAAUAGUGAGUUCCUAAUGCAAUAAUUAUAAGUAUUAAUAGAGAAUAAACUUUCUCAAUAUUAUUAUUAUUAUUAUAUUAAACGGUUUAUUUGUUUUUAUAAACUUUUUUAUAUUUGUUUUUUUUUUAUAAAUUUUUCUUUUUUUUCUUUUAAGCACAAACGAGUUUAUGCUACAAUUUACAUUAAAAAAUGCUUGAUGGCGAAGUUUUGUCAUCAUAGUCUCUAAUCAACUUGCAAGUGUAAUUGUCCCAGUCAGAGUGUAAUUUUUGUAUGACAUCUUGCAGCAAAAUAAAUGGUUCUUUCAGUUUGCCAUUAUCAUC
Molecule: messenger RNA, 1930 nt
Organism: Patiria miniata (bat star)
Lineage: Eukaryota; Metazoa; Echinodermata; Asteroidea; Valvatida; Asterinidae
Exons: 6
Coding region: 225-1001 (258 amino acids)
Source: RefSeq, a predicted model, not a curated record